Molecule: messenger RNA, 780 nt
Organism: Protopolystoma xenopodis
Lineage: Eukaryota; Metazoa; Platyhelminthes; Monogenea; Polystomatidea; Polystomatidae
Source: the annotation of a GenBank genome assembly
AUGGCUACAGAGUAUGCAAGCAAAACCAACGCUAAAACUCCACAUUUCGGCAAAGAUGUUGUGCACCCACCGUCUCGAACGAAGCCCACCACUGGCCCUGACUACUGCCAACUGGCUUCCGAAAAGUUUCAGUCACCUACAGACAUCAUUUCAUCUCGAGCUGCACAACUCAGUUACUUAAUUUUGUGCAAAACUGAUACAUCGACUGCUGAUACUCGCAAGCCAUUAAAACUUCUGCCCUCUCAGAUGGCCCGAGCAAAACUGACCACUUAUCCACAUGAUACCGUGAAGUUGACUUCUUUACCAGCACGAAACACUAACGUGUUAGCUACAGUCAGUACGAGUCCAUUUUGCCGGGCCGACACUAUCGCAAUGGCCACUACCGACCAUUCCAGUGAAUCACAGGCCGGUGUGCGGAAGAGCCAAGUAGAGCUGAAACGAACAUUUAAGGGUUGGAGACCAGUGAAAUGUCCCAAUGCCGGCCUUUGGACGGGAGGAGAGGGCUUGGACAUCGCGAAACAGGUUGGCCCAAAGGUCCAGGCUGGAGUGAAGAUUCUCGAUGUCGCAAGGAGGGAGAACGACAGAAAGGAUGUGUCUCUGCGAUCCUGUGCAAUCACUCGCCGGAAGGAGGAAGCAGGGAAAAAAGGCAUUUGUGAACCGGUAGGUGAUAAAUGUGUCAGGGAACCGGCCAAACUGGAUAUACGUAACUGCUUCAAACCUACACAAACGGUUGAAACUAGUCAUGAGAUGGCCAAUAGCCUCAUACUGGGCCUGAGUUAA